GGAAACACCGCUGCACAAAAUGCUUUUCCUCCCAGCUGCUGCUCUGUGCUGUCUGUGUUCAGCGCUGGUUGCCAUGGCAGCAGAGCUGAUCCAGGAUGAUUUAACAUUGACCAGGAGAGUUGGUGGGAAAGUCUCCUUCAGCUGUCGAGACACUGACCAGUGUGGCAGUUAUGUAUUCUGGUACCAGAAGAGAGACUCAGAAACAUUCACACUGAUUCUUGAUAUUGAUAAGAGUAAUGGUAACAUAGAUAAAAGUUACAAUCAUCCUCAGAAAGAUGAUUUCUCAGCUGUGAAUAAACAGAACGGCUGUGAGUUGGAGAUCAAGAACGUUAAACUCACUCAUUCAGCCUCUUACUACUGCUCCUGUUUUUGUAUCACUCUUUUUCACUGUGGGAGUAUCAUCUUUGGCUCUGGAACUAAACUGUAUGUAACAGAUGAGCAGGUAGUGAAGCCCGUGGUGAGCGUGUACCCAGCAGCAUCCAGAGCCCACCUGGAGGGGAAGAGCUCCCUGCUGUGUCUGGCCUCAGCCAUGUUUCCUCCUCUGGUCCAGUUCUCCUGGAAAAGAGGAAAGGAGAACGGUCCUCUGGAGGAGCUGCCCCCUGCUGAGAGAGAGCAGCUGGAGCUCAGAGAGUCGGGACGCACCGCCGCCAUCUUGCUGAUCCAUCAGCAGGAGAACAGCAGGUAUAAAUACCACUGCUACGUCCAUCACGAGGGGGGCACAGUGGAGGCAACACUUCCACCAUCAGCUACACCAUCAGCUACACCGUCAACUCCAUCACCACCUCCACCAACAGCUACACCAUCAGCUACACCCUCAACUCCAUCACCACCUCCUCCAUCAGCUCCUCCAUCACCUCCUCCAGCAGCUUCUGUCCCGUCUCAGUACCAAGUGAAGCUGCUCUGCCUGCUGUACACGGUGCUGAUAGUGAAGAGUCUGGUGUACUGCUGUGGACUCUCUCUGCUGAUGAUCCUCACAAACAAGGGACCGUCCACCAACUGCACACAUGCUGACUGACUGAUUUCUGCUUUUUCUCACCAUAGAAUCCCAGCAAUUCUUCUCUUUUAUCACUUUCAUCAGUAUGCACAAUAUCUGUUAUGACGUGAUGAUUAUAUAAUUUGGU
Anoplopoma fimbria (sablefish) is the source of this 1121-nucleotide messenger RNA. RefSeq names its product immunoglobulin lambda-1 light chain-like. Bases 20 to 1015 code for a protein of 331 amino acids. The transcript has 4 exons. The record is from RefSeq and is a predicted model, not a curated record. Lineage: Eukaryota; Metazoa; Chordata; Actinopteri; Perciformes; Anoplopomatidae.